Molecule: messenger RNA, 5659 nt
Organism: Schistocerca americana (American grasshopper)
Lineage: Eukaryota; Metazoa; Arthropoda; Insecta; Orthoptera; Acrididae
Product: F-BAR domain only protein 2-like
Exons: 19
Coding region: 88-2754 (888 amino acids)
Biological process (GO): clathrin-dependent endocytosis; clathrin coat assembly
Cellular component (GO): cytoplasm; plasma membrane; clathrin-coated vesicle
Source: RefSeq, a predicted model, not a curated record
GUCGCCAUAUUACAGCUGUAUGGGUGUGUUGGGGGUCAUUGUCAGUCGUUGUGAGUGAUUUGUUUAUGUGAUGGGUAUUGCCUUACCAUGACGGUCGAUUUUGGUGAUUACUUCUGGGGAGAGAAGAACAAUGGCUUCACUGUUCUUUAUCAGAAUAUGAAACAUGGUUUGGUUGCAAGCAAAGAAUUUGCCGACUUCCUCAGGGAAAGAUCUAACAUCGAAGAAAAUAAUUCAAAGUUAUUGGCUAAGUUAGCUAAGCAAACAAGUUCUGGCAGUGUGCAAGGGACAUUUGCUCCAGUUUGGCAAGUUCUCCGCUCUUCAGCAGAGAAACUGUCAAAUUUGCACAUGCAGAUGGUACAGAAAGUUACUGAACUGGUGAAGGAAGUUAGCAAAUAUGCCGAAGAACUUCAUAAAAAACAUAAAUUGGUUAAAGAGGAAGAAGGAAGCACAUUGGAAGUGGUCCAAGCUAUACAGUCAACGACCUUGAUACUACAAAAGGCUAAGGAUACAUACACACAAAGGGGCUUGGAAUAUGAAAAAUUAAAGAAAGAAAAUGCAUCACCUAAGGAUCUGGAGAAAGCAGAAAUAAAACUCAAGAAGGCGCAGGAAGAGUAUAAAGCAUUGAUAGAAAAAUACAAGAUGAUUAAAGAGGAAUUUGAAAGGAAAAUGAUAUUGGCUUGCAGGCAUUUUCAAGAAAUUGAGGAAGCUCAUGUGAAACAGAUGAAAGAAUUUCUCAAUACUUACGCUGAUGAUCUGCAGCACAACCAUGACCUCAUUGGACAGAUACAUAUUGACUUCAAACGCCAGUGUUUGGAAAUGACUGUUGAAAAACUACUUGAACAGUUCGUUUUGACGAAGUACACUGGCUUGGAAAGACCAUGUGCAAUUGAAUUUGAGGAGUUUAGUAUAUCAGGGCUUUCAUCCAUAACUAGUCAGGCGCAGGAUUCCUCAGAAAAAACAACAAAUGGUGAAAAGCCUUCAAAGAAAGAAGGGUUUUUAAGAAGCAGGCGUGAGAAGCGUAAGGAAAAGAAAGCGAAAAAGAAGAAAGAUGGCAUGGAUAACACUAGUAGUAAAGAAGAAAAGUCAGAUGUAAAGAAUGGAAGUCUUGAUGCUUCCAGGGAAGACAAGGAUGACAAUAGGAAGUCAGAGACACCAACUCCCGAAGUGGAUGAGGAGGGCUACUGUAUCAAACCUAAACCGGAUCCUUGGGAAAAUGAUAAAGGGAGCUUUUAUUCGAGCUCAGACACUGAUUCAGACGAUGAAAGAGAACACAAAAUUCAUGUGGAAAUCAAACCAUUAAGCAACGGGUCUGCUCCAAUGAGUGCCAGUGUUGAUGAGCUCCGUGCAACGGUGGAAAACUUGUCUCUUUCACCGGUUGCUACAGUUACAGCAAGAAGAGAUUCAGCUGCUGACCCAGACUCUCACAUCAAACGCUCCCAGUCUGUCUCUCAACAGCUAGGAGGGAAACCAAGUAGUGAUCUUUUGGGAUUGAAUCUCUUCCAAAGUCCGACUGCAUCUAGUGCCUCAACCCCAACAGGGAAUCAUCCAUAUGCACCACUACACAGCCCAACGCAGCCAACAGUUAGCAGUCCAGCUCCAUCAACAUCAUCAUCACGCUAUGCAGAUCUGGGAGAUCUUUUCUCUGAAGUUGGGGAAAUGCAACAGCCAGCCUUACCACCAAAGCAGUCGCGGCAGACACCUACACCCACACAGGGCACCAUUGCAAUUCCAAGGCCACCAUCAAGACGAGGAGAGGGUCCGUCUACGCGUGGGAGAAUGAGUCCAGCUCCAAUUGCCCGUGCGGAUAGUGUUGGGAGCUUGGAGUUCCGCACAGCUGGCGUUCCAGUAGGAUCAUCACGAGGACCAUCACCCCUUACUAUUGGAAUGGCUGACACCAUACCACUUGCUGUUGCAUUUCAUGAAAUUGUCCACUCCUACUUUAGAGGGACAGAUGAAACAAAGUGCCAGGUGAAGUUGUCUGGUGACAUGAUGCUCUCAUUCCCUGCUGGAAUUGUGGCUGUACUAGCUAACAAUCCAAGUCCUGCCCAAUUAUCAUUCCGAAUUCGCAACACUCAUAGGCUUGAGGACAUGCUGCCCAAUAAACAGCUCGUCACAAUAGACUCUGCCCAGUCAAGUCACGACAGUACAGUAUUUGAUUUCAACAUGAAUGCAUUAACAGCUCUACUUCGAAGGCAGUCGGAUCAGAACCCGUCAGCAUCCUACUUUAAUGUAGAUAUUUUGAAGUACAAGAUAAAGCCAAAGAGUGGAGCAGGGUCCUGUCCAUUCCAGCUGGUAGCUUAUUGGAAAUGUGAAUCGAGCCAUACUGACCUCAGAAUUGACUACAAAUACAACAGUCAUGCUAUGUCUUCAGCCUCACCUCUACUGAAUCUCACUGUAGCUGUUCCAGUUGAUGGUGGUGUCAAAAACAUGCAAUCUAAGCCAAAUGCUCAAUGGCAGCCAGAAAAUAAUCGUGCUUUAUGGAAAUUCACGGAACUCUCCCAACAUAGUGAAAAUCAUGGUGUUGGUUCCCUGAGGGCACGUUUGGAAGUGACUAAUGGUCCAAGUAAUCAGAGCACUAUAGCAACACAAUUUAAUUGUGAAGGUACUACUCUGUCGGGCUUAGAGUUUGAGCUGGUUGGUGCAGGCUACAGACUGUCACUUGUGAAACGAAGAUUUGUCUCAGGCAAGUAUAUAUGUGAUGGUGACCCUGACCCAAGGAAUAGGUAUGCAACUCCACCAGGAUCAGAAUGCUAGCAGCUGUGCUGUUUCUUGGAAACUCAUAAGUUCCAUACUUGUUUAGUUCCAGUGACUGUGUGUGUCAGUGAAUAUGGAGUGUAUGUGAGAAAACCUAUUGAGUGAUAUGAAAAUUUGCAGUUGUGUAUUUGAAAAAGUCAAAGUACCAAAUUGACUGUUUGUAAUAAUCUAAGUCAUACCUCAACAUUUAUUUUAUCAUAAAGAGUAUUUUAAAUUCAUUGUAAAAUGAUGUGUACAAUAAUGCUGUUACUAUGAAAGGCAUUUCAGGUAAAACCUUUCAAAAUACAUAACUGGUCCUUAUGAAAUGGACAGUGAUUCCUUGAGGCUAACUGAGGAAAAAAAAAAAGAGUGAAUGGAUGUCAUUGACGUUGUGCAGUUGGGUGAAUUUAUACCACAGUUUAAACAUUAGAUAAGUUGACUCAUGUAUUUAAAAAGUGAAAUUGCUAUUUUAUAAGUAUUUAAAUCCAAAUCUGAUUUUUUUUAACAUGUAUUAAACACACUGAAAAUUGUUGGCAUUUUUAUUCUGCCUUAAUUUACAUUCUUAUGUUUAUACUAAACAAUGAGAAAUAUUGAACAGAUAGGCACUAAGGCAGCAGAACAAUGCAAUGCAGUUCUUUAAAAUUUCUAGUAUUCCGCCUAUAAUCAGCUCUUAUCUUUGUUUUACUCUUUCUUUUUUGAUGUGAUUCUGUUGCUUGUGUGUAUUGCAGUGCAAAGAGUAUAUAUUUUCCUUUCUUUAUUUUUUCCUUUAGUGACAAGAAAUCUCAUUUAAUGGUGCAAAUUUUAGUGGUAUAGAUGUAGAGACUUAUUUCCUAAAUCAAAAUAUGUUCUGGGUUAUUUGUUUCAUAUCUGUGUCAUGUUGUGUAGUUAUCAGACUGAAAUAAUUAAUUUUCAGAGAAGUGUAACUAUUUGAAAUGUGAUAUUUUUUAAUUGUUAUAAAGUUUAAAUGUAACUUAAGAUUCCUGUAUAAGGUACUACACACAUUUACUUCAGGUUAUAAGUACAUUGAAAAAUUACAAACUAACAAAAAGGCUGAAUGUAUUGUUGAAUGAGAAAUAAUACAUAUAAUAUCUCUCUCCACCACUCAUCAUCCUCCUCCUCCUCCUCCUCCUCCUCCUCCUCCUCCCCACCCAUUACAGAAUGCUUGUCAGUUGUCAGUAUUUAGAUAUAUGGUUUGCAUUUACUCUGGCUGAAUACAGAUGUUCACUUUCUAAAUGUAAUACUACAGCUGCACAGUUUUAAAUUUUGUGUCUUAAGGAUAUCAUCAUAUACGUUUUUGAGACAACAUAACUUGAUGGUAUCUUUUAAGGAUAUCAUCAUAUACGUUUUUGAGACAACAUAACUUGAUGGUAUCAUCAAGAAAUUUCUGUCAAAUGCACAGGUUCCCAUACCCAGCUGUAUGAACUAUUAAAAAGUGAAUCAUGCCAGUGGGAAUAAAUGACAGUUAAGCUUAAGUAUCUUUACUAAGACAGUUUCAAUCUGUGUGUCUAUCACAUGGGAAAUCAGUUCUGUUGCAUAUGUUGCCUUUCAAGAACAUUGCCUCUUCAUAUGUGUAACUUUUUGAUGGUUUGUAAUUCUUGGUAUUUAUACCAAUUACUGCAUUAAAAAUUUUUAUGUAAUCAAAUCUGGAUUGAAACAGUGCCUUAAAAAGGCAGAAAGUGUAAUUAUUUAAUGCAAGUUCACUCUGCAUUUUUUGUCCUUAAAUGUAUUUCAUGUGUACUGUUUACUGUCAAAUGUCAGUAUCAGGACUGUGUAAAAGUUUGGUGCUGAUUUUUCUCUGUUUGAAAAUUGACAAGAUGGUCUAAGCUUUUUUCUAACUAGGAAAUAGUGUAAUUCCGUACCUUUUCUAAGGUUUAAGUGUAACAGUCGCCAAGAGACUAAGUGUAAAAACUGAAGUACUAGUUUGCAUAUAAAUGGUGCCCUGCUUUCCUUGAGGAAUGAAAUUUUAAAUAUUACUUUUACUUGAUAGUACAAUUUUCCCAAAGUUUAGAAGUAGUACUAGUGGUAAUAGUUAUAGCAUUAUUAUAAAAUUUUGUUUCAGUGCAUUGCUUAACUGCUUCAUUGGGAUUUCUCAGUAUUUUGAAAAUCUUUGUUACAAUUGAUUAGUGAUCUGUGUAACUGUUUGACUAAUUACAUACAUUAUACUUUUGCUGCCUCUUUGUUGCUGUACAAAGUGGCACACUAUGAAAAAUUAAAUAGAUUCCAGGAAUUUUUUAAUCAGCAUGAAUACUGCAAAACAGUUUUUUUUAAUACUAACCUCAGUCAUUUGACAUCUUGUAAUGUGCUUAUGAUUUCAAAUGGUUUCAAGAACAUUCUCAGUUUUUCUCUCUAUUUAAUAGAGUGUAUUAGUAUCCUUGUCUCUGCAACCCCUCCUUUUGGUAUUCUGUUUACUGAAGCUCACAGUGUUCACACAGAAUUAACAAUAUUAUUUGGCCGAAUGUAGAAAAUACUGAGACGUGGAAUUAUUCAUGAUAUGUAAAUUGUAGAUUUUAACUCUAUCCUUUUGUUGACCUUUCUAGCCUCACACACAUUUGAAAUUAUGGCCUAAGAGGGAUUUGUUCCAUAUAUUUGGCAUGUUUUCAACUAUUUGUUUUGAUGGCAUUUUACAAACAUUCUUGUGAACUGAUGAUUUAACUAAAGACAUUUUUGUCAUAGAGAAGAUUUAUCAGACUGUGUGGAAUGUGAAUGCAUUUCUCAUGUUGCCUACACCACUGCAUUGUUACAGCUUUCUUUCUGAAUAGUGUUGAAACACUUUUUGAUAUCAUUGAACAGCUCAUUCCUCUAAACCGAGCGAGGUGGCGCAGUGGUUAGCACACUGGACUCGCAUUCGGGAGGACGACGGUUCAAUCCCGUCUCCAGCCAUCCUGAUUUAGGUUUUCCGUGAUUUCCCUAAAUCGCUUCAGGCAAA